GUAUCUUGGUAAUGAUAAACUGCCACUAUUUGUUACCGUUCACGGACACAGCACAGCGAAGGAAAAUAGCGAUUUCUCUCACAUUUGCUCUUUCUUUCCCUUUUUCCCCUCUGUCCUCGUGCGCUUCCUCCCAACAAUUCGCUCUUCGGUUUGGACCUCAAUACCUGUCUCUGAAUAAAACAACUAAACUCACAGAUCUUCUUCCCAACCCUCAUUUUUUUUUCACGAAGCGGCGUUUUUAUUGGCCAUAAAUCACAUGAUUCAUUUCAUUGCAUUUCUUCUCUCAUCUUCUCCUCCUGGUGCGUCUUCCAAACCCUAUCAAAUCCCUCAUUUCAAAUUUUUCUUCUCAACCUCAAUGUUUCGCUUCCCUUUUUGAAUCAGAUUUCUUUCUUUCUUUUCUUAGACCAGAUUAAAUAAAAAUGAUUAAUGUAUGUCUCGGUUUCUGUUGCCCAAGGUGACAUGAUGCCUCCAUGUUUGUCAAUUUGAGUGAAGAUCUUCGUCUUAGCUCGCAAUUAUGUAUUGUGUUUUUUUUUUUUGGGAAUUAUGAAGCUGUUAAAUUCACGUUUUUUGGGGUUAAAUUUGCACGUUCUGAAUUCAUUUUUCAAUCAACGUUUCUCCUUUCAAUGGUUAGUUAGCACCUAAGAAUACAGACUGAAUGCGAAUAAUGGAUGUUGCUGAGGUUGAAGAAAGUUUUUUUGCAGCAAGCGAUGCCAAGUUACAUGGAGAAAUGUGCAAGUGUCUGUCUGCAAUAUACUGCAAGAUAUUGUCAUUAUUUCCUUCUUUAGAAGCAGCUAGGCCUAGGAGCAAAUCUGGAAUUCAGGCAUUAUGUUCAUUGCAUGUAGCCUUAGAAAAGGCAAAGAAUGUUCUUCAGCACUGCUCAGAGUGUAGUAAACUUUACUUGGCUAUAACUGGGGAUUCUGUUCUGCUAAAAUUUGAGAAGGCUAAAUGUGCUCUUGGGGACAGUCUUAAACGGGUGGAAGAUAUUGUUCCUCAAUCUAUUGGUUGUCAGAUUGACGAAAUUGUGAAAGAACUUGCAAGUACGGUAUUUGCACUUGACCCAUCAGAGAAGCAAGUUGGGGAUGAUUUAAUUGCAUUGCUUCAGCAGGGAAGAAAGUUUAGUGACUCUAAUGAUAGUAAUGAACUUGAAUGUUUUCAUCUGGCUGCUACUAGACUUGGAAUCACUUCUUCAAGAACAGCUCUUACAGAAAGAAGAGCUCUAAAAAAACUCAUAGAAAGGGCUCGUGCUGAGGAAGACAAGCGGAAAGAAUCAAUUAUUGCUUUUCUUUUACACCUUAUGAGGAAAUAUUCCAAGUUAUUUAGAAGUGAGUUUUCUGAUGACAAUGAUUCUCAGGGUUCUCAACCUUGUUCUCCCACUGUUCAGAGAUCUCUUGAGGAUGGCAUUCCCGGUGGUCAUUGUCAUGCCUUUGACAGACAGCUUUCAAAACUUAGUUCCUUUAAUUUUAAGCCAAAUAAUAGGAAAUCAGGGCAGAUGCUCCUUCCGCCAGAAGAGUUAAGGUGCCCAAUAUCUCUGCAACUUAUGAGUGAUCCUGUUAUAAUUGCUUCUGGGCAAACAUAUGAAAGGGUUUGUAUAGAGAAAUGGUUCAGAGAUGGGCACAACACCUGCCCAAAGACUCAACAGAAACUUUCACAUCUUUGUUUGACUCCUAAUUACUGUGUUAAGGGUCUUGUAGCUAGUUGGUGUGAACAGAAUGGAGUUCCUAUUCCUGAAGGCCCUCCUGAAUCUCUUGAUUUUAACUACUGGAGAUUGGCAUUAUCAGACACUGAAUCCACAAAUUCAAGAUCCGUAAACAGUGUUGGCUCUUGCAAGUUGAAGGGUGUCAAAGUUGUUCCUGUAGAAGAGAGUGGUAUCUCAGAGCAAAUGGGGGGAAAUGCUACUGAAAGUUUUUCUGCGCAAGAGGAAGAUAAUGAACAGUAUGUUAGUUUUCUUAAAGUCUUGACAGAAGGGAACAAUUGGAAGAGGAAGUGUAAAGUGGUUGAACAGUUGAGGCUGUUGCUGCGGGAUGAUGAGGAAGCCAGGAUUUUUAUGGGGGCCAAUGGAUUUGUUGAAGCACUUAUGCAGUUUCUGCAAUCAGCUGUGCAUGAAGCGAAUGCGAUGGCUCUUGAAAUUGGUGCCAUGGCUCUGUUCAACCUGGCUGUGAAUAACAAUAGAAAUAAGGAAAUUAUGAUAUCAACAGGAAUCUUGUCGUUGUUGGAGGAAAUGAUUUCAAAAACUAGUUCCUACGGUUGUGCAGUUGCCCUGUAUCUGAAUCUUUCUUGCCUCGAUAAAGCCAAGCAUAUGAUUGGCACAAGUCAGGCUGUCCAGUUCCUAAUCCAGAUUCUUGAAGCCAAGACAGAAGUCCAGUGCAAGAUAGAUUCCCUCCAUGCACUCUAUAACCUUUCUACUGUGCCCUCAAAUAUUCCAAACCUCCUUUCGUCUGGCAUCAUGGAUGGCCUACAAUCCCUUCUUGUAGACCAGGGUGAUUGCAUGUGGACAGAAAAAUGCAUAGCUGUUUUGAUAAAUUUGGCGGUUUAUCAAGCAGGAAGAGAGAAAAUGAUGUUGGCUCCUGGACUUAUAAGUGCCUUGGCUUCCACACUAGAUACCGGUGAGCCCAUAGAGCAGGAACAAGCUGCUUCUUGUCUCCUAAUUUUGUGUAACAGGAGUGAGGAAUGUUGUCAGAUGGUCCUGCAAGAAGGGGUUAUACCUGCAUUGGUGUCAAUAUCAGUGAAUGGGACCUCGAGAGGAAGAGAGAAGGCUCAGAAGCUCUUGAUGGUCUUCAGAGAGCAGCGACAACGAGACCAUUCUCCUGUUAAGAUUGAUCAACCUGAAUCCGAAAGUAGUGAUUUGUCUAUGCCUCCUCCUGACACCAAACCGCUAUCUAAAACAAUAUCUAGAAGAAAGGUGGUGGGGAAAGCUUUUAGCUUUCUCUGGAAAAGCAAGAGCUAUUCUGUUUACCAGUGUUAAGUUUCAUGUAAAUUUCUGUUUGAUUCUUAACUUUUCUGGCCUUGCUUUUCACUCUCUCACCCGUUCUUUCGGGUGCUGCUUACUUUUUGGUUCCCAAAGAAGAGAUGUACAGUCAUAUGUAAUUUAUGGAUGUUUUUUACCUGACCCUUCCCUCUUUGUAUAUCAAUCUCUCAUAAAUGUUUUUGUUCGUUUUUUGGGUGGGAGAGGGGUGUUUUCAUUUCUACGAGCUUCAUGUGUUAGAUUUCCCUUAUGAAGGUUGAGGUAAAUGUGAAGUCUGUUGCAUGUUA
Glycine soja is the source of this 3249-nucleotide messenger RNA. RefSeq names its product U-box domain-containing protein 45-like. Gene Ontology annotation, biological process: protein ubiquitination. Lineage: Eukaryota; Viridiplantae; Streptophyta; Magnoliopsida; Fabales; Fabaceae. The record is from RefSeq and is a predicted model, not a curated record. Gene Ontology annotation, molecular function: protein binding; ubiquitin-protein transferase activity. Bases 656 to 2962 code for a protein of 768 amino acids. Gene Ontology annotation, cellular component: nucleus; cytoplasm. The transcript has 6 exons.